Molecule: messenger RNA, 6193 nt
Organism: Anguilla anguilla (European eel)
Lineage: Eukaryota; Metazoa; Chordata; Actinopteri; Anguilliformes; Anguillidae
Product: RNA-binding protein Musashi homolog 2-like
Exons: 7
Coding region: 102-845 (247 amino acids)
Cellular component (GO): cytoplasm
Source: RefSeq, a predicted model, not a curated record
GUCCCUGUCUCUCCCUGGCAGGGUUCGGCUUUGUAACUUUUGAGAUCGAGGACGUCGUAGAGAAAGUCUGUGAAAUUCAUUUUCAUGAAAUCAAUAAUAAAAUGGUAGAAUGUAAGAAGGCCCAGCCGAAGGAGGUGAUGUUCCCCCCCGGCACGCGGGGGCGCGCCCGGGGACUCCCCUACACCAUGGACGCCUUCAUGCUGGGGAUGGGCAUGCUCAGUUACCCGAACAUCGUUGCGACGUACGGCCGUGGCUACACUGGAUUCGCCCCGAGCUACAGCUACCAGUUCCCCGGCUUCCCCGCGACGGCGUACGGUCCGGUGGCGGCGGCGGCGGUGGCGGCGGCGCGCGGCUCAGGUAGGGGGGCCCCCGGAGGAGCCGGUCACAUGGCAUACCCGCAGGCGGCAGGGGCAGGGUUCCCCGAUUACGGUUUCUAUUCCACGCCCAGUGACCACCGGGGGGCGCCCUGCUCCUUUGCGGACUAUGGCUCGCUGGGGCCCCAGGCCGCACAGAUGUUGCACGGUGAGCAUUCCACCUCCGCCUGCAACUCCCCCCUCCAGCACCUCCACAGCCCGGAUCAGUUUAAGAGCCCAGUCCUGAAUAGCUACACUGCUCAACCCAAUUUUGGGGCCCCUGCUUCCUCGGCAGGCCCCAACCCGCCGCGCCCCGGAGGCUUCCCGGGCGCCAACAGCCCCGGGCCGGUGGCGGACCUGUACGGACCGGGCAGUCAGGACUCCGCCGUGGGUAACUACAUAAGUGCUGCUAGCCCCCAGCCCGGGUCCGGCUUCGGGCACAGCAUCGCUAGUAUAUCUGGAGGUCCAGGGAAGACAGGCCGAAGUUUCUGAUUGGUUCUGUGUACAGGUGAUGUCAACAACUUCAAGCACUACAGCAUCACCCAGGGGAACUGGAGGUGGCACCACAUGAAGAACAAAAGAAAAAAAAAAAUGUCAAGAUCAUCUCAGAAAAGAAUCUGCUGUACUAUAAACUAAUCCUUCUGUAACAUGGUAACUUUGUUUAGGAUUUGAUGUUUUAUUUUUCAUUUACGUAGUUGUUAGUAUUUUCUUUCCUCACCUUUCCCCUUUCAAUUAUAGAGGGGAAUUUUAUUUCGGUUUUGAUGAUUUGUGUAUUUUGCUUUUCUCUUAGUAUAUUAGUGUAAACUAUUUUAUUUUAUUUUAUUGUCUUUUUUCCUUUGGGGAGGUGAAUAUGUUUGCAACAGUUGUGUUUGUUUUACCUUUGGUACCGAUCCUUAAUAUCGAUGAGGUCUUCAGGUGUCAUUUUUGCACACAAGAAAAAUAAGUACUGGCAAGUCUUUGAUAAAAAAGCAAAGGGUUUGCUUCAAGUGAGAAUCUAGAGGGUAUCUAAUAAAUCUUAGUAGCUGUUUUUAUUUCUUGUGAUGUCUCGUUAACCAUAAUUACCUGUUUUGGGCAAUAAGAAGAGGACUACAAUAUUUUCACGGUCCUUUUUUAUAAGUGUUGUUUUUGUUGUUUAGGAAAAAGAUAUAAAGUUUUUUUUUUUCAUUUGAAUAAAUUGUGAAUUCAGAUUUAAAAAAAGAAAAAUGUAACUGUAAAUAUAAUUCCAGUCACUGCAUAUAACACGUUCAAAAAAAGCAAGAUACCAUAUUUUUGUGGUGGUUUGUCAAAAAAAGGCUGUACUGUGCUAAAGCAGAAAGAAAAGUAAAGGAACGGGUUCGAGCUCUAAACGGUAACUAAAAUCUAUUUGUGGCACAAAGGCCGUGACUGCCCCAUUGAUGUCUAGAACAUAUAGGAAACGCUGUUGGCUUGCUGUGUAAAUACUGGAGGCCAAAUAACUAUACUAGUGUCAUACCAGCAUAUUGACUAGAUAGUGAGUUCAUGUGUGCACAGCUUCUGAAAAGAACAAAAAAAAAACCUUUCAGUUAAUGUCUUUCACAGGAGAACUAGUCAUUUUACAGUAGUGAGAACUGACACACACAGAUUCAACAAACAAACAAAAAAAACAGUUAAAAAAUUGUUACAAAAGAAAAUCCAAAGCACACUAUUUUGUUUUGAAAUAUGAGACUGAAUCUUGUCCAGAUAUUUCAUAAAGCUAUCUGCCUACAAACGCUUUUAUACCACUGGUCAGAAAUAAAAUGUCUUUUUUUUUUUCUUACUUUCCCUGUUUUUUCCUUACAGUUUUUGGGAAAGAAAUGUGAUACUUGGCUUCAGUGUGGCAGUGGCAAUAUUCAAGGCUGUUCUUUCCCCUCCGUCAGUUUCCACACUUCUCCUCUUGAGUGAAUUAGGAAGGCAAACGUUUUAUAUCAUACCUCAAUCCUGUGAGUUUUACCUUAGAAACAUUGACAGAUUAAUUUAUUUUAGGGGUAAACGGAUGAAAUGAAUAGAGAAUAAUAAGAUAAAUAAUUGCACUGUGACUAGUAGGAAAGAACUUACCGUUUCCAAUUUGCACAUGUUCAUGUUGGCUGUUUUAAGUGGUCUGCACCAAGGGGUAAAGUAUGAAGGAUUAUUUAGAAUAAUUGUUGCUGUUUUCAAUACAGUCAGACAUCUACAGAAGCAUAGAUGGGUAAACAUCUUCACUGAUAGUGACGAGAAUCAAUAUCCUGUGCUGAUGUCUUGGAAUUUCAUUAUAUGGGUAUAAGUAUGCCAACUUUUAAUAUUUCUAAAACGAUCUAAAAUAUUGCAGGUAUUUUAGAUACAGCUAAUAGAAGACACUGAAUACAAUGUUCAUAAUGUUAACAAUAGCUGCUGUGCUAAUUUCCUGUAUAUGUAGAGACUGGAUUAGCUCAAAUAGAGAGAUAUGGCAUUUAAUGAGACGAUUUAAACUGCAGAGAUUUUAAAGAAGAUACUGGGUUGAUUGAUGUAUAUGCUGAUGUUCUUUGGUUUUUCCUGCUGCCAAUUUAUUUUGUAUUUUUAUUUUGUCAAAUUUAUCCUUUUUUAUUUUUAUUUUUAAAGUUCAGAACAACCAGGUGAAGCAAAAUGCUGGAUGCUUUUUAAAUAAUAUGGAGACUUGAUCAAGUAAUAAUUUAAACAGAAAAAGAAAGCGAUUAUAAUGUUAUAAUCUGUUAAAAUUUAAAAGAAAAGAAAUACAAAAAAAUCUUUAAAAAAAUAAUAAAAAUAAAAAAAAGAUGUUCCUUCACUGAUUUCAAUUUUGAAUCGGGGGAUUUUUAUUGAUAUUUUUGUGGUUGUUAAUAAUAUUAAUAAUUAUAACAAUAUAAUAAUGUACUGUACAUCCAUCAAUUUCUCUUUCCAUUCCCUGUCGCCUCAUACAAUCUUUUGUUGAUCUUCAUUGUAUUUUGGUAGUGUGUAAAAAAAAAAAAAGGUAGAAAACAAAAAAAAACAAAAAAACACAAAUUACCUUGUAAACAGAGUGCUGUCUUUGAUGCCAGUGUAGUGGUCUAUACUCUUCUUUGUCGUUCUCCUUUUCUCUACUGCUCUCUUUUUCUCUUUCUCUCUUUCUCUCUCUCUUUCUCUCUCCUCCUAGUAAUUAGUAGUAGAUGUUAUGUAAUUAAGAUUAAGAAAUAGAUGUAGUUAUUAGCAGAUUUAGGACCAGUAAGGAUAGGACUUUCUCUCAUUGUCAGAGUUUGAAAACAAUCGCAAACAAUUAUGUUACUAGUGAUUUUUUUUGUUCCAUAUUUCUUUUUCCUUUGUUUUUGCUGAUCUCACAUGGUUUCAACUAACCAAAGCUCUCACAGAAGAAAUAUAGAAAACAAAUUGCUGUAAGACAGAAUCUUAAACAAGGCAUUAAUUGGAUCCCCACCCUUGAAUGUUUUAAAAGGGGUGUGCCAUACUACCUUAAAUGCUAAUGCUAGAUAUGCAAAACUUUUAUUUUUAAUUAUUUUUUAAGAGGGACACAAGCUAUAAUUAUGAAAAAAUUUAUUACAUGAAAGAAAAAAAAAUCAUAUUUUUUUAGAAAGUUCUAAUAGAUGAAUGAUGAUAACAACAAUAAUAAUGAUAAUAGUAAUAAUUAUUAUUAUAAUAGUAAUAAAAUAAAACUGUAAUAUGUUUUGAUGUUUGUACACUUUAAAAAAUAUCCCAGUCGCCUGUGGCACUACUAUUUUUGGAUACUGCUAUGUUUUUUAAAUUUGUCUGCCUAGAUUACUGAGUACUUUUGUUUUCACUCAUCAAAAACAUCCUUUGAAGACUUUGUGAAUUAUUUUUAUACUCUUGAACCAGGUCACCAGCUCUUUAUUUUAAUCAUAUACAAAAAUUUGCAGAUCUUGUCCAGUAUGGCACAAGUUUUCAGUGGGAUGGAAAAUUGUUUGACAGUUUCUUCUCUAGAGUUGUUAGAACCCUGUAGCACAUCAGCUGAAUACAGUUUCAGUUGCACAGGAAACGUUUUUUUUUCCUGGUAACAUAUGAAAAUAGACGAGUCACGAUCGAUAGGGCCCUUUUAGGUCUGUGACACACAAUAUAUUGGAAGUGCGUCAAUAAGAACGAAAUAUUUAGGAGCAAUGUUGUUCAUGUUUAAUUAGUUUGGUCAGUUGUGUCCACAGUUGUGGCAGCUGGCUGUACUGGUAAAAAAAAAAAAAAGAUUCAAAAAGCACUCAGAAUAUUUAUGUGCUUUUGGUAUUUUGUUUGAUGAAGUAGUUUUGUGCAGUUCUAGUUAAUCGCUACUAGAAAAAGGUGUUUGAAGGGGGUGCAGAAAUCAACAGGUGGCCGAAUGCCAGUGGACUCCCCUAUUUUUAUAUUAGAACAGCUAAUAUAAUAUUGAUAAAAAAAGCAGGCUGUGCUUUCUCUGUGAUGGAUUAUGUGUGAUGGAACUGUGAGUGUCUCGUUUGGGGAACCCUUGGCUCCUGUACAGUCUGCACAAUCUGUACAGUCUUUUCUUUUAAAACGAGGCUAGCUUUUGAUUAAAAUGAAGGCCCGGUGAUCUUUUCAGAUAGUUUGUGCCAUUUUUUAUUUGUGUUUUAUUUAUUAGAUUUUUAAUUUGAUCCUGUAGCUUGGACUUUAAGGUAGCAUGGCUCUGUUGCUGUAAUUUUAUUUUUCAUUGUACAGCAGUUUACAGCUGAUGAAUGUUACACAUCUCGAUAGACUAGUCAAUUCAUUGGGUAAAUGUUGGUUUUAAAAAAUGAAAAAGAAAAAAAAAAACGACCUGGAAGGUGUUGGCAUUGGGAGUAAACUACCAUUUCUAUUUAAACUUGAAUCUUGAAGGCAAGUGCUAGGCAAGGGCCAAAUGAUCACCCCAUCUGUCAUAAGUCACUCAGUACACUGCACAUUGUCACUCACACGUGUGUGUGUGUGUGUGUGUGUUUGUAUUUGUGUGUGUGUGUGCGCGUGUGUGUACUGUAUAUGUGCACACACUCGCAUGUGUAUAUAUAUAUAUGUGUGUGUGAGUGUGUGACUAUGCACACACCUACAUAUAUAUGGUGUGUAUACAGGUGUGUGUAUAUCCUUUAUGUGGAAACGUUUUACUAAUUUCUGUUUGAAAAUAAGUAAGAUUCUACUGUACAUUUUAGAGGAAACAAAAUCCCCCUCUUUGUUCUGAAAAGCUUUGUAGCCAACACUGUUUGUGUCAGUCGCUGUUAAAACAUUUGACAUUAGUAUGGUGAGUCCUUGUGCUAUUUUGGCAAAAAAAAAAUCGUGAUGUACGAAGUGUAAACCACAGCCCUGGUCUAAUGGUAUUGUAUACAUAAUACAUUACUGAUGACUGUUAAUCAUUAAGUGGGCCACCACUUGGUUUCAUAAUAUGGGUAGUCUUAAUGUAAAAGAGUGGGUGUACGUCUGUCAUUUAAUUCUUGCUAUAAAAAAAAAAAACAGGCAGUCUUUUGUGACUGUGCAAUAUUACAAGGGUGGUUCUCCUCAACGUGCGACUCUCUUAACCCUGUUUGCCUGAGCAGAGGAGCAGCUCGGUGUUAAGGUUUGGUCAUUCGCGUGCUGUCCUGCACGUCUGUCUACUCCGAUUGCCUUGCCCAUUCCUAACACUUGCCCGUUUUUAACGUUAACAGACUUUUUACGGCGAGAAACUGACUGAACUGACUGACGUCUUGAAAGCAUCUUUCAGGUCUUCUUGUAUGGCUUGCUCAAGCCCUGUUGUAAAAUAAACAAAAGUGGAUGGGGGUCUCUCACAUCUCAGAUGUGGAAAGUAUAAUUUUAUAUUUGUAUUUUCAAAUAAUAAUAAUAAUAAAAAAUGUUUGUGAAAGGUUUCCAUCCUCUACUGUGGUCCAGAAAUCGAUGUGUCUGUCUGGAAAAAAAUAAAAUAAAAUAAACUGUUUUAUCCUUUG